Molecule: messenger RNA, 2130 nt
Organism: Melampsora larici-populina 98AG31
Lineage: Eukaryota; Fungi; Basidiomycota; Pucciniomycetes; Pucciniales; Melampsoraceae
Exons: 8
Coding region: 1-2130 (709 amino acids)
Source: RefSeq, a predicted model, not a curated record
AUGCCGCGUCGGAAGCUAGAUGAGGAAUCUGGACAUUAUGCCAAUCUAUUUGGUAACGGACAAUCUCGACAACGAAGACGAUCACCAUCACCACCAGGUCUGACCCGUGAGAAAGCGUUGAGGAUCAGUCAACAGCUUGGUUUUCUUGAAAGGCAGCAGACUCCUCCACCCGAUUCAUAUGACAACGAUGACGUUGAUAAUUGGGAGAAUAUUGAUAAUUAUGGACCGGAUGUUGGUAUCAAUAGCAUUGAAAUUGAAGUGGACUCUUCAGGAGAUAAUUAUGCUCGCCAUCAAAGAUCACUUCGACGUGCUGAAGCCCGAGCCAGGAACCAAAGCAAGUGGAAGGCUCUCGAAGCACAACUCACUGCCACCUAUCUCCACCUUCGACAUCAUACACACAAUUGGACCAAUCAGCCAACAUUUCACUCAUAUCUCUCCAAUGGGCUUAAAUGUAGAUGUCCACCUGACAAGCUUCGAAGACGGCGUGUUGACUUCAUCGACCUUCUCAUCUCUCUCAUAGGUCUCACCAGCAAACACAGUGUGACAUUCUGUGGCUGUGUACCGGAUGUCAUCAGACUCCUUUAUGUUGGUUACAUCGGUGGAUCACCUCAAUUUCCUCGCACUGCCUUUUCAAUCCGACUUGUACAACUUCACCAUCACUUCUGGAAUCACACAUCAAUAUCGACUUCAGGAUUUAUUGAUGCACUUAUGGCAUUUCUAGAUAUACUGUGCCCGGUCCGAUUGACACCUCAACAAUACAAAGCAAAACCAGCUUACAAGAAGAAUCUCAAUCGUAGUCUGAGACAUCCCUUCACUCAGACAAUCGACAUCUAUUGUCGGAUUCUUCUUGGUCAACAAGCUCUGUAUGAAGAAGGCCUUGGACUCACCCCAAUUGAUCUCUCUGCAGCUCAAUGUUCUCGUUGUUUUGGGCCAGCAGAGGGGGAAAUCAAGUCGUCUCCCAACGAACCCGACUUCAUCAUUGCAAUGGACGGAAACUUCCAGCACCGCCACCAAUCUCAUGCCAGCAAGGAUUCACCUCAAGAAGAUCAAUACCCGAGUUCCUUCAUCAAACCUAGCAAGCUUGAAAAAGAAGUUGUUGCUUGUAACAAAACCAAUGCCCAAGCCAAUCACAUCAAGACCUCCUGUUCCGACUCACACACCGCUGCCAAUGAUGUUCGCAAUAGUACAUCAUGGGACAGAUGCGAUUAUACAGGUUUGUUUGCAGGCGCUUGUCGUCACGAUGUACCCCUGUACUUUGCCAAUAUUUAUCAGAGCGGUGAAAAAUUAUAUUAUCCUGUUGCAAUUCUCAAACAACUUCAAGAAUUACACCCUGACAAGUUCAUAGCUGUACUCUACGACAUUGGUUGUCACUUAGAUGUACAUAUAGAAAAGAUGAUGUUUGGGACUUCGGUUUUCCAUGCAUAUGUACAUCAAUGGGCCUGUCAGCUCAAAUACCACCCUCGAUUCAACGAAUAUUGGGGGCUUUCAGAUGGUGAGGGCCUUGAGAGGCUCUGGUCUUUUUUAUCGGCGCUUGUAGCUCCCCUUCGUAUAUCCACUCGGCUUCAUCGACUACUGGCAAUUCAUUGGCGUCUGUGGCUCAGAAGACGAUUUUUGAAUGCGGUGAAGGUCUUGGAAGAAGCUCAAGAUGCAGUGACAUCACUCUGCGCAAUGCCCAACCCAUACCUACCUGGCGAAAAGUAUUCACAUGAGUUUUUCCGUGGGCAAUGGGCUGCCGAGCGUGAAGCAUAUGCAAGUAAGGAGGCCGUUUUGCUGAAACAAAAGUUGGAACUGGGUCGAUUAUUAUCAUUACAAGAUGAGCUGAACACCAAUUGGUCGCGGCCCAAUCUUACACCUGAACAAGCUAUUGUCCGACUUCGAACAACAAGUGAACUCCAAGAAAAGAUUGCCAAGCAGGCUGCAAAAGUAGGAACUACCGAUGUCUUAGCCUUAGAUGACGAGCAAGAAGCUUUCUUAAUGCUUUGGUACAGCAAGAACGAAGUUGGCCUGAAGUACAUUGCCAUAUGUGAAGAAAAACGACCUCUUCAACAGAGUCGCUCAGAUGGUCAUGAAUCAAAUCUAGGGCAAGACAAAUCUUCUCACUGCGCUUCGAAAGCAUGUAAUCCAGCUUAA